Messenger RNA from Brugia malayi, 1188 nucleotides. RefSeq lists its product as uncharacterized. The transcript has 6 exons. Gene Ontology annotation, molecular function: protein binding. The record is from RefSeq and is a predicted model, not a curated record. Lineage: Eukaryota; Metazoa; Nematoda; Chromadorea; Rhabditida; Onchocercidae. The coding region runs from base 1 to 1188 and encodes 395 amino acids.
AUGAAUUCGGAAGCAUCAGGAAUUCCGUCGACAUCAGUGGCAUUCAUGAACAUGAGGAGUUCAGAUUCAGAUGCAAAUAUCACUUACCGUAUACAGCUAGCAAGUCUUCCAGAAUCCGUAAUUUAUCGGGUACUUUCAUAUUUGAGCCAUCCGGAGUUGUUGCAGGCUCAACGUGUCAACAAACAAUUUUAUAGAUUGGUCAGACGGAAUGUUCAUUUACUGUGUCGACCGGAAGUAAUGGAAAUGGGGAUUGGCAUGUGCGGUUGUGAGAAACGAGUUCGACCAUUUGGACGGUUGCAAACAUCGUUGGUUUUGAAAGCAAGUAGAAGAAGACGUUUAUUUGUGAAAUUCACUCGGAAGACACCUUCCGUAGUGAAAUAUCGUGAAAUUUUUAAGGAUGAGGAUUACACUGGUGACCGCAACGAUUUAUCAGAAAAUUUGCUAAGUUAUUUGGAUCAACAGUUCAAGGAAGCAAACAUUCAUGGCAUACUUUCAUUUUCGGGCAUUGCCAUCACUACUGAUUUAUAUAAUAGCUUGUGCAAAAGUUGGGUCAGAAUUGACAAUGCUACACGUUUAGUGUUCACAUUAUGUCAUUUUCGAUUACCGCUGGAGUAUUUAUAUGAAUUACUGAUACGUACACAUUGUCAACGACUGACCAUUGAACUUUCUUAUUUCGAGCAGUGUUUUCUCGAUGAUCUGGUUUUGGAAGCAAUGUCGGAGUGUCAGGAGUUGAUUCUGAGCAGUGCAACUCCCGUAUAUUUCUCUCGAUUUACUGAUAAUUCACUGCAUCGGUGGGCCGUUCAGGAGAAGUUACCCAAAAAGAUUCUUUUUCGCAAUAUCCGGACUAAUUUCACAUUUGAUGGAGUCAUAACUUUGAUUAAUGCACUACAAAUUCGGUAUCCUGAGUUAUUUUCCAAUAGUGUUCAAUCCAUGGCAGCUGUUGGUUGUUGGAGAAAAACAGUAUAUGACUGGGACUUCGGUUGUAUAGCAUUACCGGAACAGAAUGAAGGCAACAGUAUUGUCGAACUACUGAGUAUACCGGGUGUGGUGACACAUAUUUCCCGUUCAUACAACCUUUCAAACACAGUUGAUGUUACCAUUAAUUCUAAGGAUUUUUAUUUAAGCACAACGAAAUGUCAAGUUUCAAUUAGGCUCCAACUUGGUAUUUCUUCUCAAAAAGACUUAUGA